Molecule: messenger RNA, 480 nt
Organism: Aspergillus nidulans FGSC A4
Lineage: Eukaryota; Fungi; Ascomycota; Eurotiomycetes; Eurotiales; Aspergillaceae
Exons: 12
Coding region: 1-480 (159 amino acids)
Source: RefSeq, a predicted model, not a curated record
AUGGAAUAUCUUGCUGAUAGUUUAUUAAGCAAUUACCAGAUCAAGAUCAUCCUCAGGGGUCUGAUUCGGGACCCUAAUCUAACAACUGCAAUAAUUCAAAAGCAACAUCUAAUAUCUUAUCUAAACAGACAGGAUAUUAAUGGUCUUAUCUUCCUCCAGAAUACUGACCAGAACUUGAAGGACUAUAUUCAAGAAUAUUAUUAUGAUUCUCAGGGUACCAUGACCAAUGCAAAAACUCAAAACAAUAUACCAUUACUAACUGAUAUAGAGUAUGAAAAUGCUAAUGUCCAGAAUUGGGCAUCUCAAAAGAAAGGGGCUGUGAUCAAGGCAGGAUUAAAUAAAUCCCAUCAGAAGUUAUAUAUAUCUGGCAAGUACUUGAGUCUGGUGAAGUCGAAAACGCCGAAGCUUUACCCUUACCACAAGGAAAUACAAGAUCAAGGUCUCAAAACUCCUCAAGAAUUGGUGAUGAUGAGUCAAUAA